AUGUAUCUGUACAACUUGACUCUCCAACGUGCCACAGGUAUAACCCAUGCAGUGCAUGGGAAUUUCUCUGGCAGUAAAAUGCAAGAGAUUUUGGUUUCACGUGGAAAGUCUUUGGAGCUGUUAAGGCCAGAUCCAAAUACUGGAAAAGUUCAUACCUUAUUGACAGUAGAAGUAUUUGGAAUUAUAAGGUCUUUAAUGGCCUUUAGAUUGACUGGUGGCACGAAAGAUUAUAUUGUUGUUGGAUCAGACUCUGGACGCAUUGUAAUUUUAGAAUACAUUCCUGCCAAAAAUGUUUUUGAGAAGGUACAUCAAGAAACAUUUGGGAAGAGUGGAUGUAGACGCAUUGUACCUGGACAAUACUUAGCUAUAGAUCCCAAAGGAAGAGCUGUAAUGAUAGGUGCAAUUGAGAAGCAAAAGCUUGUUUAUAUUUUAAAUAGAGACCCUGAAGCUCGUCUUACAAUUUCUUCCCCUUUAGAGGCACAUAAAAGUAACACAUUAGUCUAUCACACUGUGGGAGUUGAUGUAGGUUUUGAAAAUCCUAUGUUUGCUUGUUUAGAAAUUGACUAUGAGGAAGCGGAUAGUGACCCUACGGGAGAUGCAGCGGUGAAAACGCAGCAAACAUUGACUCUUUAUGAACUAGACCUUGGUCUGAAUCAUGUUGUACGUAAAUACAGUGAACCUUUGGAAGAACACGCAAAUUUUCUGGUGUCAGUUCCUGGAGGAAAUGACGGGCCAAGUGGUGUUCUUAUUUGUUCAGAAAAUUAUCUGACAUACAAAAAUUUAGGAGAUCAGCAUGAUAUUCGUUGUCCAAUUCCGAGGCGGCGUAAUGAUUUAGAUGAUCCCGAAAGAGGCAUGAUAUUCGUAUGUUCUGCAACUCAUAAAACCAAGAGUAUGUUCUUCUUCUUAGCUCAAACCGAACAAGGAGACAUUUUUAAAAUUACACUCGAAACGGAUGAAGAUAUGGUGACUGAAAUUAAAUUGAAAUACUUCGACACUGUACCUGUUGCGGCAAGCAUGUGCGUUUUGAAAACAGGUUUCUUGUUUGUAGCUUCUGAAUUUGGUAAUCAUUACCUUUACCAAAUUGCACAUUUAGGAGAUGACGAUGAUGAACCGGAAUUCAGUUCUGCUAUGCCUCUUGAAGAAGGUGAUACAUUCUUUUUUGCACCAAGGCCGCUUAGAAAUUUAGUAUUAGUCGAUGAAAUGGACAGUUUAUCGCCCAUAAUGGCGUGUCAGGUAGCUGAUUUAGCGAAUGAGGAUACUCCACAGUUAUACAUAACGUGCGGUAGAGGACCACGAUCAACUUUGCGUGUUUUACGACACGGUUUGGAAGUAUCUGAAAUGGCUGUCAGUGAACUGCCUGGUAAUCCAAAUGCUGUGUGGACUGUUAAGAGAAGAGUCGAUGAAGAGUAUGAUGCUUACAUCAUAGUGUCCUUCGUCAAUGCUACUCUUGUACUUAGUAUUGGAGAAACUGUAGAAGAAGUGACGGAUUCUGGAUUUCUCGGUACAACGCCAACACUAAGCUGCUCUGCCUUGGGAGAAGAUGCACUGGUACAGGUGUAUCCUGAUGGAAUACGACACAUUCGUGCAGAUAAGCGUGUGAACGAAUGGAAGGCUCCUGGUAAAAAGACGAUAGUGAAAUGUGCAGUGAAUCAACGUCAGGUCGUGAUUGCGCUCACUGGAGGGGAACUAGUAUACUUCGAGAUGGAUCCCACUGGGCAAUUGAACGAAUACACGGAAAGGAAAAAGAUGCCGUCUGAAGUGAUGUGUAUGGCUCUUGGUAAUGUAGCAAUCGGAGAGCAAAGAUCAUGGUUCUUGGCCGUUGGCCUUCAGGACAAUACCGUAAGAAUUAUUUCGUUAGAUCCUUCGGAUUGUUUAGCACCCAGGAGUAUGCAAGCUCUACCAGCAGCUGCAGAAAGCUUAUGUAUCGUUGAAAUGGGCGCUAAAGACGCAAAUAGUUCAGAAGAAUUAUCUCCUCAACAAUCGAGUCUUUAUUUAAAUAUAGGUUUACAGAAUGGCGUCCUGCUAAGAACAGUGUUAGAUCCAAUUUCUGGUGAUCUCGCGGAUACACGCACACGAUACUUGGGUUCGCGGCCCGUUAAAUUAUUUAGGAUAAAAAUGCAAGGGAACCAAGCUGUUCUUGCGAUGAGUAGCAGAUCAUGGUUGAGUUAUUAUUAUCAGAAUCGUUUCCAUUUGACUCCAUUGUCGUACGAAAGUCUAGAGUUUGCGUCGGGCUUUAGUUCUGAACAGUGUCCUGAGGGAAUUGUUGCCAUUUCCACAAAUACACUGAGAAUUCUUGCUCUUGAGAAGUUAGGUGCGGUUUUCAAUCAAAUUAGUUUUCCUUUGGAGUAUACACCGAGAAAAUUUGCGAUUCACUCGGACUCUGCACACUUAAUUAUCAUUGAAACGGAGCACAAUGCGUAUACGGAGGAAACGAAACAGCAAAGAAGGUUACAAAUGGCAGAGGAAAUGCAAGAAGCCGCUGGUGCUGAGGAGGCUGUGGUAGCGAGAGAAUUAGCGGAGGCUUUCUUGUCUGAAGAACCUAACGAAGCUGUAUUUGGUGCACCAAGAGCUGGACCAGGCUUGUGGGCAUCGUUGAUAAGAAUUAUAGCCCCUACGACGGGACAAACAUUCGAAGUUCAUCGUCUGGAACAAAAUUUAGCUGCCUUAUGUUUAAGCCUUGUAAAGUUUGCGAAUCAGGGUGACCAACUGUUUCUCAUAGUUGGUAUCGCAAGGGAAUUUCAAUUGAAUCCGAGGGUUAGCAGUGGUGGCUUUCUAUAUACGUAUAAAGUAAAUGUCGAAUGUACUAGUCUUGAAUUGGUGCACAAAACUACUUUGGACGAAGUACCGCUGGCUAUAUGUCCGUAUCAAGGAAGAGUUUUAGUGGGUGUUGGUAGAAUGUUGCGCUUAUACGACAUGGGCAAAAAGAAGUUGCUACGAAAGUGUGAGAAUAAACAUAUUCCCAAUGCUGUUGUUUCGAUUAACGCUAUUGGACAGCGGAUUUAUGUUAGUGAUGUGCAAGAGUCCGUGUAUGCUGUUAGAUAUAAACGUCAAGAGAAUCAACUUAUAGUCUUCGCGGAUGAUACGCAUCCAAGAUGGAUAACUACCACCUGUGUGCUGGAUUAUGAUACUGUUGCUACCGCUGACAAAUUUGGCAACAUUGCUGUUAUACGCUUAGCAAGUGGCAUUAACGAUGAUGUCGACGAAGAUCCAACUGGUAAUAAAGCUUUAUGGGACAGGGGUUUGUUAAAUGGCGCUAGUCAAAAAGCAGACACAGUUGCCUGUUUCCAUGUAGGCGAAACAGUUAUGUCUUUACAAAAAGCGACUCUUAUACCUGGUGGUUCUGAAAGUUUAGUAUACACAACAUUGAGUGGAACAGUAGGGGUGCUUGUUCCCUUUACAAGUCACGAAGAUCAUGAUUUCUUCCAACAUUUGGAGAUGCAUAUGCGCUCAGAGCAUCCACCACUUUGUGGGAGGGAUCAUUUGUCGUUCAGAUCGUACUAUUAUCCUGUGAAGAACGUCAUAGACGGAGAUCUCUGCGAACAAUUUAACUCGAUCGAACCAGCAAAACAGAAAAGUAUAUCAGGUGAUCUCGAACGAACGCCAUCUGAAGUGUCAAAAAAACUCGAGGAUAUUCGUACACGAUACGCUUUCUAA
Molecule: messenger RNA, 3654 nt
Organism: Habropoda laboriosa
Lineage: Eukaryota; Metazoa; Arthropoda; Insecta; Hymenoptera; Apidae
Gene: Sf3b3
Product: splicing factor 3B subunit 3
Exons: 12
Coding region: 1-3654 (1217 amino acids)
Biological process (GO): mRNA splicing, via spliceosome
Cellular component (GO): nucleus; U2 snRNP
Molecular function (GO): protein binding; U2 snRNA binding
Source: RefSeq, a predicted model, not a curated record